CCGUUUUCCUAUAUAUUUUCCUUUCAAUCUUUGAUUAUAAUUUUUCCACGAAUACUUUUCCGACUUUUUUGUUUUCCUUUUGGCUAUUUAAAAAGUCCACCAAACAGGUCUUUCCUUCACCCCCACCUUCUCUCCCUCUCUUCUUAGGUCUGCUGUAUCUUAGUUCUUGAUUAAUUAGCCAAUCACAGCAGCCAUGUCUCUCCUCAAUGAUCUCAUCAACCUCAACCUCAGCGACACCACUGAAAAGAUCAUAGCCGAAUACAUAUGGAUCGGUGGAUCUGGUAUGGAUCUGAGAAGCAAAGCAAGGACUUUGCCUGGACCAGUGACGGACCCUUCAAAACUCCCGAAGUGGAACUACGAUGGUUCCAGUACCAAUCAAGCACCUGGAGAUGACAGUGAGGUCAUUCUUUAUCCUCAAGCUAUAUUCAAGGAUCCAUUUAGAAAAGGAAACAACAUCUUGGUGAUGUGCGAUGCUUACACACCAGCCGGCGAACCCAUUCCUACCAACAAGAGAUUUAAUGCGGCCAAGAUCUUUAGCCACCCUGAUGUUGUUGCUGAGGAGCCUUGGUAUGGUAUUGAGCAAGAGUACACUCUUCUUCAAAAGGAUACUAAGUGGCCUCUUGGAUGGCCUGUUGGAGGAUUCCCUGGACCACAGGGUCCGUACUACUGUGGUGUAGGUGCUGACAAGUCCUUUGGUAGGGACAUCGUGGACUCCCACUACAAGGCUUGCCUUUAUGCUGGCGUUAAUAUCAGUGGAAUCAACGGUGAAGUUAUGCCUGGUCAAUGGGAAUUCCAAGUUGGUCCAUCUGUUGGAAUAUCUGCAGGUGAUCAAAUAUGGAUUGCACGAUACAUACUCGAGCGAAUCACUGAAAUCGCAGGAGUUGUUCUUUCUUUUGAUCCCAAACCCAUUCCGGGUGACUGGAAUGGUGCUGGUGCUCAUACUAAUUACAGCACAAAGUCAAUGAGAAAUGAUGGUGGCAUCAAUGUUAUCAAGAAGGCGAUUGAGAAGUUGGGUCUGCGCCACAAGGAGCAUAUUGCCGCCUACGGAGAGGGUAACGAGAGACGUCUAACUGGUCGUCAUGAGACUGCAGAUAUCAACUCAUUCUCAUGGGGUGUUGCAAACAGGGGAGCCUCCAUCCGUGUUGGUCGUGACACUGAGAAGGAUGGAAAAGGCUACUUCGAAGACAGAAGGCCAGCAUCAAACAUGGAUCCUUACGUUGUUACAUCAAUGAUUGCUGAGACCACCAUUAUCUGGAAGCCUUAAGAGGGGGUGGAAAUUGAAGGUUGUGAAAGACGAGAAGGAAAAACCUCAUUCAGAUUAAUAAAACCCCCUCUCUCAUCUUUCUUUGUUGGGCCACUGGUUGAACUUGUAUUUUAUUGCUUUGGUUUGCUGGUUUGCAAUUUAAAUUGUGCGACUUUUUAUUAUUAUUAUCAUUUUAGUUUAUACAGUCUUGUGCUGCUGCUGAUAUGUUCACAUGAACGAAAUUUAUCGUGUGUUAAAUAAAAUGGUAGUUGAUUGUUCGCA
Gossypium raimondii (Peruvian cotton) is the source of this 1525-nucleotide messenger RNA. Its product is annotated as glutamine synthetase nodule isozyme. The transcript has 13 exons. Lineage: Eukaryota; Viridiplantae; Streptophyta; Magnoliopsida; Malvales; Malvaceae. Gene Ontology annotation, cellular component: cytoplasm. The record is from RefSeq and is a predicted model, not a curated record. The coding region runs from base 194 to 1264 and encodes 356 amino acids. Gene Ontology annotation, molecular function: glutamine synthetase activity.